Molecule: messenger RNA, 2118 nt
Organism: Plasmopara halstedii
Lineage: Eukaryota; Oomycota; Peronosporomycetes; Peronosporales; Peronosporaceae
Exons: 1
Coding region: 1-2118 (705 amino acids)
Biological process (GO): transmembrane transport; amino acid transport
Cellular component (GO): membrane
Molecular function (GO): amino acid transmembrane transporter activity
Source: RefSeq, a predicted model, not a curated record
AUGGACGACCUUAAAGUAACACUCCUCUCAUCUCCGGCCCUCGAUGCCUCCAUCCUCCCCACUGCAUCUCCUUCCUCCUCUCCACCUCAUCGAUCUUGUCAAUUUCGCGACUUUAAACAGCAUGAUCGUCAUUCUCUUCCCACCUGGAUGUACCCUCCAGUAGGUGAGACUCGUCGUGUCAUCGUACCUCCCCAUUCAAUUCAAGCCACACGUGUUCGUCUUGAAGCUCCAAAAGAUCAUCUUGGUGAGUGGCCUUCAACUGCCAUUUGUGGAAAUGAUAUUCUGGCCAGUGUCCUCUACUCAUCGGGUAUCGUAGCUGCCAAAGCCGGCAAGUUAACACCCUUAGCGCAAGUUUUUGUAGCCUUUGUGCUCUACCUCUUUCGCUCGAUUUACGAAGAAGCAGUGACUGCUAUUCCUUUAAAUGGAGGUUCAUAUAAUGUUCUACUUAAUACAACAUCUAAGAGAACAGCAGCAGUCGCUGCAACGCUUGGCAUUAUCUCGUACUUAGCUACGGGGGUUGUCUCGGGUACUUCUGCAUUGCGAUAUCUCGACACUCAGAUUGAAGUGAGUGUUGUGUCCGGUACAGUGAUGCUGCUCUUUCUCUUUGCAAUUCUUUCAACCAUUGGUAUUGCUGAAAGUGCUUCCGUGGCAUUAAUUAUCUUCAUUGCUCAUGUGAUGACAUUGACAUUAUUAAGCGGAUUCUCUCUCUUCUACGCAAUACAACACCCAAGUAUCUUUUGGCAAAAUAUGAACACAGAGUUUCCAGAUAUCAACGUAGCUGGUGAUGUGAUUAAAGGGAAUGUUUUAACUGGAAUUUUCUAUGGCUAUUCGUCAGCUAUGCUUGGUAUUACAGGGUUUGAAACCUCUGCACAGUUUGUUGAGGAACAAGCACCUGGAGUUUUUCGAAAAACAUUACGGAAUAUGUGGAUGUUUGCCACAUUUUAUAAUCUACUCUUGUCUUUCUUAACUCUAGGAGUUUUGCCAUUAGAAGGUCCUGGUGGGAUCUAUCACAAUAAAGAUAUUGUCUUAGCAACAAUGGGUCGUGUGGCAGCUGGCAAGUGGUUAGAAAGUUGGGUAUCUAUUGAUGCUUGCGUAGUGUUAGCCGGAGGUGUCUUAACAUCAUACGUGGGUAUCACGGGUCUUGUACGUCGGUUAGCAUUUGAUCGCGUCCUUCCAGCAUUUCUCACAUAUACAAAUCAUUCUCGUGGUACAAAUCAUUACAUCAUCCUACUUUUCUUUGCACUACAAUCAAGUCUUGUCAUAUUGCUUCAUGCUGAUUCCACAGUUCUCGCUGGAGUAUUUACAUUUGCGUUUUUGGGUGUCAUGGCUUUAUUUGCCUUUGGAUGCAUGUUGCUCAAACUUAAACGUGAAGACAUUCCACGAGACGUGCAUGCUCCGUGGUGGAGUUGUCUUUUUGGCUUUGUAAUGGUUCUACUUGGUCUUUUGGGUAAUCUUCUCGGAGAUCCUGCAAUAUUUACAUACUUUGCACUCUAUUUCGUGGUCUUUGCGUCAAUAAUGUUCGUCAUGCUCGAACGUGUCUUUAUUCUUCGAAUCUUGCUGUAUGUUAUGCAGCAGUUUUUUCCGUCAUAUGAAGAAAACGCACAUGACGUAACAAUAGUGGAGUCACAAGGUAAAGUUAAAGAACGAAUUCGAACUGGAGCUAAAGGAGGCCGCACAAUUACGGCUGUACUUGAAGAAAUUCAUCUUCCCCCAAUUGUUUUCUUUCUCAAGGCAUCCAACUUGCCAUUACUUAAUAAAGCGAUUCUUUAUGUGCGUAAUAAUGAGCAGACACACAACUUGUAUGUAGUACACGUGAGUGAGGAUCUUAAUCUCGAUGAAGAUGCCAGUGCUGAAGUGACAGAAGCUGAUAAACAACGACGACAAUUAGAACGAGAAAACGUAGAAGAUAUGCGAGAAAUGACUCGUGUAUUUGAUCUCACGUAUCCAAAACUCAAGAUCGACUUUGUGCAUGUUUGCGGUUCAACUUUUGAUGCAGCUCUUGUCCAUUGGUUAUCCGAAGAAUUAAACAUUCCACCAAAUAUGAUGUUCAUUCGACAGCCUGGAACGAAGCAUAUUCAUCAGAUCGCAGCACUAGGUGUUCGUGUCAUUACUGGAUAA